AUGGCAUUGCGUCAGAAGGCUCAUGCGCGCAAGCGGGAGAAGUACUUGGACGUGUGCCUCAUCGAUGCACUACGGGGCCACGGCCACAAAUGCGAGUAUGCAGCGGAUGGGCCCUUUUGGGCCAUGCGAGACGGCAACAGGUUCGUGAACCCACUGGGGAAAAUCAUCCGCCGCACGGACUGGCAGCACAUUGUCCGAUCACGGGACGCGAAGUUUCUGGUGGCGGCUGAUGCACACUUCAUGGCUUUGCGAAAGCAAGAUGGCUGUCUUCAGCUGAACCACACGAAUAGAACGCACAAUUGGGAAGCAGUCCAGGUCGAUGAUAUUGAAAACCCGGUGUCUUACUCAGCUGAACAUGGAUGGUUUCUGAACCCACGCUUAUGCACGGGCUUCUUUGCCAUAGAGGACGCGGCGGUUGGCGGCACUUCUGGCGGAGAUGUGCUGGGUGGGGCGUGGCAAGACUUGCCGAAUCACGUCGAUGUGGUCACAAUACUUGGAGACUUGACAUCACUGGCCCGAUUCGAUCAAACAAGCACAGCGGCUCAUCGUCUGGUCACAGAUUCGGUGACGUGGACAGGAAGCAGCCCUGGACUCAUCAACUCCCAGGCCGUGCGGGGGGACUGGUUCCGCGGUGGCUCUGAGCUGAGUCGAGCACUGCGGUCUUCCCGCUUCCUUACAGUGGAGUGGCCAAGUGCACGUCGCACAAUGCUGCUAGCUGAAACAAGCAUGACGAUAUGGCGCACAGCCGGAUCAGUUCUGGGACCUCUUCGUUUCAACCUCUGCGCAGCAGAUAUGCCAGAAAGAUGCAUCAUCUCUGUAGGCUCCAAUAUGGAGAGAUGCUGGUGCGAACUUGGCAAUUUACAGGGCGAGGUGGUACUGUGUUCCAUGAGCCACAGUCGACGGGACCGGGAAGCAGCGACACGCACGUGUCGCAUGCCUUGGAGGCCCAUGGAAUCUGAUCGACAACUACACGUUCAAUGGGGACAAUGCACUUUCCAGAUCUGCAUGGACGGAUACUUGCUUGGAUGUUUACCGCUGGAACAUGGGCAGUUUACACACGCAGCACAGGUUGCCAUCCACAUCUUUUGUACAAGAGAGUCUAGAUUGGUCACCGUGCCUAUUCACAGCUCACUCCUGCCUACUGAACUAGAUACAUCUUGGGUGUUUGACUGCUACGACGCACAAGGCGGAUCAAGCGCGAUUGCAGAUCUACAAGGUGGAGCUUCAGAUUGGACAGACACACUGUCGCGUGCAGCUCCCUGGCUGGAGGGUAUGGCAGACCUACUCCGCCUGUCUGCGUGCAGCGAUGCGCUGCGAACAGCUGUGCAACACAAACAAGUCUGGCUGGAUGAACGGAUUGAGUUUAAAUCCUUGCCGAGCCCGGUUUUUCGUGCCAGUACAUUUUUCAUGGUCUUCGGGAAGCUUGGCAGACAAGCGCCAAGCGCGUGUAUUGUCCACAUGCGCUCUUGCAUAUUUUCACUGCCCUGGGUGAUAAACUCUGGCUUCGCGGCGAUGGCGAAUAUGUACCAUGCUUGA
This is a messenger RNA of Symbiodinium sp. CCMP2592, 1536 nucleotides long. Lineage: Eukaryota; Dinophyceae; Suessiales; Symbiodiniaceae. The record is from the annotation of a GenBank genome assembly.